Messenger RNA from Purpureocillium takamizusanense, 1548 nucleotides. RefSeq lists its product as uncharacterized. The record is from RefSeq and is a predicted model, not a curated record. Gene Ontology annotation, biological process: DNA-templated transcription. Lineage: Eukaryota; Fungi; Ascomycota; Sordariomycetes; Hypocreales; Ophiocordycipitaceae. The transcript is spliced from 6 exons. The coding region runs from base 1 to 1548 and encodes 515 amino acids. Gene Ontology annotation, molecular function: DNA binding; zinc ion binding.
AUGUCCACUGUCCGUAGUGGCUUGAAUCUGCACCAGCGGCUACAUGUAUCUGAGCAACCCAACGCCUCGGCCAUACUGCAUACGCCUUUCGAAAUGCUGGAGCUCGAAGUACAGAACCCCGUCGCCUAUCCUACCCUGGUCCCCUUCGAUCCGAUAUCCUUCACUGCGGAGCCAUACCGUAGUCUUACAGCUGCUGCCGACGAGAAUGUGGCCUCCAGGCCAUCCCCUGGGCAAACGGGAUAUUGCUCUCCACUGCUUGUUAAUGCUCUGCUCUACUGGGCCUCGCAAAUGUACCGUGCCAUUGACCCCAAGACGGACGAGCUUGCCAUGCGAUUUUCUUUAGAAGCCGAGAGCCUGUGGGACAAGGAAUUCGGCAACGAUAACGUCGUCAACAUCGCCGCGGCGCAGUUUUUGAGUCUAGGUUUUCUCGGCCACGGCCGAAACCACAAAGUUUUGCAAUACAUGGGUCAUGCAUCUGAUAUGGCGCGUCGGAUGAAUCUGUUCGGUUCUUCCACUAAUGAUGAGACUAAUACGACACUAUCCAUUAAAGAAAUGACGGCCGAGGAAAGCCGAGCUCGCAUGUACGCGGCAUGGGGGGUAUUCAACUGGAUCACGCUGAUGUCACUCUUCUACCACCAGCCUGGGCUCAAGUGCCCGAGCAGGCCACCGAAUUUACCUAUCCCGGGAGAUGAUCAUUCGGACGACCAAACUGAAUUUGAGACGACCUCAAGUCGGCCGUUGCCGCCUUUUAUGGGCAGCACUUUCCCUCACCUCUGCCAUUUCUGGCGCAUCGUUCAUGAGAUAACUGUUGUCUACCACACGGAUGGAAAUCCGCAUUUUGAUGACCGCACGGCGCUACGUUUCGCAGAGUAUAAAUUCCGGGAGUUGUUAGCCUGGAGCAAUGGCCUGCCAUAUACUCUACUCCGAGGGGACGACAAACCUCAUCACGUCCAGAUCCUACAUCUUUGGUUUCACGCUGCCGUUCUCGAACUCUUUCGUCCUUGCGUGCAGACCAAUGCCGCCGCAAAACGGCGUCUACGGACCUUCACGAGCAACUACAGCUCCCCUGCGGCCGUGUGUAACGCAUCGGUGGGGCAGCUCAAGCGCCUGAUCCUCAACUUCCGCCUCCAUUACAAGUCGUCGACCUACACGAUCCUCUGGCACACUGCCAUGAUAUACGUCGCCAACGCCUUGCUGCACGACGCCAAGGAGGAGGGCUGGUUCUUUUACUUUCUCCUCUGUGUGUAUGGAUACGAGAGGCUGCGGCGGUCGUGGCGUGUGACCGGGGCCGUCGCCAAGGGCUUGCUGGCCAUGACGCUACGCAACGGAGACAUCUCGAGCCACAUGGCGCGACAAAUCCUCCAGGACCUCGAGAGGAAGAAGCUCAGCGAGAUGCCCGAGCCUAUCAGAGCACAGUUCCCGGUGGACCUGGACCUGGCGCUAUCAGACCCCAAGUCCGCAACGGCAGAGAACCUGGCAGAUAAGUUUGAGUACACUGCCAUGCUCGGCGACUAUACGCAUGAGUUUGAUAGCGCUCAGUCCAGAUAG